Phytophthora nicotianae INRA-310 is the source of this 684-nucleotide messenger RNA. RefSeq lists its product as hypothetical. The record is from RefSeq and is a predicted model, not a curated record. The coding region runs from base 104 to 472 and encodes 122 amino acids. NCBI's taxonomy places the organism in Eukaryota, Oomycota, Peronosporomycetes, Peronosporales, Peronosporaceae. The transcript has a single exon.
GAACGGUACUGAAAACUGGCUUUAAAGCUUGAGGUGGUACUUACGCUGUUCAGUUGUAAUUUUGCUCUUCGACACCCUCUUUGUCAGUACAACAGAACGAAUCAUGCGCCUCUACAACAUCUUCCUAGUCGCGGCGGUUACCCUCAUUAUAGGAAUCCAUGGGCUCCCCACUACCGCAGCACACGAUCAAGCCAAGUCGCAAACCAUGACCGCACCGGACACGGAUUCCUCUGUCCGCUCACCGAUGAGCAGGAAUGACGGCACCAGUACAAACAAGCUCCGAGGUGCUGACAGCACGUCACCGCAAGACGAGGAGAGAGGAAUCCUCUCGAGUGCGAAGGUCAGAUUCUUCCUGAAACUAGGAUAUAAUCCUCAAACGGCGAGCAAGCACUUAUCGGAGGCGCAAAUGAAGAAGUUCUACUAUAAGUGGCUUGUGAAAACGACAGCCAAGAAGGCUAAGACGAAGGCUUGAUUUUUGUUUGAAGCUCCCAUCGACCUGUAGUAAUAACCACUUCACUUAAACGUCCAUACAGGAGAGAUAGUCGUCGAUCGACAAGUGUGAAGCGUGAGCUGUGCGACUAGAAUUACGUCGGAAUAAUUUCUUGCUGUGUCGCUACGAAAUCCUACUACGUAGUACAAAGACUCAAUUCAUUGCGUUUCUAUUUUCGUUUAGCAUGGCUAACC